This is a messenger RNA of Staurois parvus, 410 nucleotides long. The record is from the annotation of a GenBank genome assembly. Lineage: Eukaryota; Metazoa; Chordata; Amphibia; Anura; Ranidae.
UGUCCUCCCAGAACGCGCCCUCCUGCACACCCCCAGUGGUGCGCACCAGCGCUGUCCACGAUCGCUGUGUCCUACUGACACAGCUGAUCACAUAAUGAGGGGACAUGUACACUGAUCAUCAGGGCACUGAUGAUCAGUGUGGCCCCAGAAGUGCCACCUGUCAGUGUCCAUCAGUGCUAGCAGUCAGUGCUCAUCAGUGCCCCGUGCCAGUGCCCAUCAGUGCCACAUAUCAGUGCCUACCAGUGCACAUCAAUGCCACAUAUCAGUGGCCAUCUGAGCUGCCUUUCAGUGUCACCCAUCAGUGCCAGUCAGUGCCACCUAUCAGUGCCACCUAUCAGUGCUAGUCAGUGUCGCCUAUCAGUGCCAGUCAGUGCUGCCUAUCAGUGUGCAUCAGUGCCGCCUAUCAGUGC